CGACAGUUUCGCACACUUUACGACAGAGACUCAGCAGGCCACACGACAGUUGCGCACAUUUUACGGCAGUGGCUGUCAGAGGUGAUGAGAUUUGAUCUGGCCUCUGUAGGAACUCUGAAGGUUUUCUGUCUGACAGUUGUGUUGAGUGUUUUGAUGUUGCCGGUUCUGCGGCGGGUUCUAGGAUUUCGAGCGUUCUCCAUGGCAUCAGAAACUUACUCAUCUGGUACCCACUCUGCUGCCUUCGUCACCUGUCCUAAUGACACAGUGGCCAAAGAGCUUGCCAGAGGAAUCGUGGAGAAGAAACUGGCUGCAUGUGUGAACAUCGUACCUCAGAUCAUAUCUGUGUAUGAGUGGCAGGGGAAGAUUGAAGAAGACAAUGAAGUUCUGCUUAUGAUUAAGACGAGAAGUUCAAAGGUUCCUGCUCUUGCUGAAUAUGUCAGGUCAAAUCAUCCGUAUGAAGUGGCAGAGGUGAUCAGUUUGCCGAUUGAUCAGGGAAAUCCUCCGUAUCUGAAAUGGAUCGGUGACGUUGUGCCGGAGUGAUGCGAGCGUUCGGUUCACUCGCUGUACUUCAGUUACUACAGCUGUUAAACACACAUGAAAAAAUAUCACCUUGAGUUUCUUUCAUUUGCUGCUUUCUAAAAUGUUUGUCAUUUGAAUAGCAGAAAGUCAAAUAUUAAAGGUGAUGUGAGCACUUUAUGUGAUGUGAGACAGAUUUAUUUGUAAGCAUUAUUUUCAUUUGUAUUAAAGGUUUUAAGUCGACGGAUGCCUAAUA
This is a messenger RNA of Paramisgurnus dabryanus, 772 nucleotides long. NCBI's taxonomy places the organism in Eukaryota, Metazoa, Chordata, Actinopteri, Cypriniformes, Cobitidae. The record is from RefSeq and is a predicted model, not a curated record.